AUGAGUGAUACUCCUAACAAAAAAAGUGAUAUAGAAAAAAACUUAAAUGAGAAAGAAAAUGAUUCAUCAGAUGAAUCAAGUGAUUCCUAUUAUAAAAAUAAAUUUCGCUUUAAAAAGAACUCAAUAGAGAUAAAAAAGAAAAGUUUACUAAAAAACAAAUUAAAGAGUGAUGAUAUAACAAUAAUAAAAAAAGGUCUUAGUUUAAAUGAAAAUAAUAAAAAUUUAGAAAAUGGGGAAAUUUUCUGCCUUAGAAGCAAAAAAGAAAAUGAGAAAAAUAAAAAUCUUGAAAAGAUAAUUAAAAUAGGUACGAACAAUAUUAAAACAGAUGAAAAAAGUAAAAGCCGUAGUAUAACUUUUUUAAAUGAUAUAAAAAAAAAAGAUGAUGAAGAAAAUAAACUAAAUAUAGAAAAUACAAAUGAGAUAAAUAUAAAAAUAGAAAAAGAAUAUAGAGAUGAAACUAAGCAAAGCAAAAAUGAAGAUAAAAUAAAGUUAACAAAUUACAAUAAUGAAGAAAAAAAUUCACAAAGUUACAAUAAUAAUAUAAAAGAAAAACCAAACUUUCAAAAUGAAGAAAAUGAUGAUAAAAAUAGUGGAUAUUUUGACUCGCAUAAUGAAAAUAUAAAAAAUAAUGAAAAACUAAAAAAAUUUCAAAUAUUAAAAGAGAAAAAAAAAAAUGAAAAACUAUCAACUUUAAAUCUAAUUAAAAAACAUGGAAGAUUAAUAAAUAAAAUUGAAGAAAUAUAUAUUAAUAAUAAUGAGGAAAUAGAAAAUAUGAGAAAUGAGUUUACUGAUUUAAAAAAUGACCUCAAUAAAUUAAUGAACAUAAUAAAUAUAGGCCAAAAGGCAGUUGCAUUAUUAAAAUAA
Plasmodium relictum is the source of this 864-nucleotide messenger RNA. RefSeq names its product conserved Plasmodium protein, unknown function. NCBI's taxonomy places the organism in Eukaryota, Apicomplexa, Aconoidasida, Haemosporida, Plasmodiidae. The record is from RefSeq and is a predicted model, not a curated record. The coding region runs from base 1 to 864 and encodes 287 amino acids. The transcript has 2 exons.